CGCUGCAUCCGUCGACAGGUAAAGCGUUAGAGAGUAACGCGUUCCUGAGUCCGCGCUGGGGCGGCAUCGCAAUCUACAACGUGCCUGACGCGCCCGAAUCCUCGCCGGUGCCCCGCGAGGUCACCCUCCAGAUGGCGCCCAUCGUUAACGUCUUUCGUCACCAGCUGGCGCUGCUGCUGGGGAUCGAACCAACGAAGGAAGGAGUACUGCCGAAUGUUGGGAGGAGCCCACCAGAUGGCAGCAGGAUCACACACUGGGAGAUCGACGUGCUGCUGAGACAGAGGGCCGCUGAGAACCUGGUCACGGCUACGAACACGCUGCAGUCCCUCGCGCAGCUGCUGGAAGAGAUCGGCAACAUUGUCAUCCGGGACGACAUCGCGGAACAGGUGCGAGCUCGCCGCGACACAUGCGCGCAGCAUUUCGCUCUGGUAUUUGCGCACACGAAUGCUAGCGCGCGUCGUGCGUGUACAUACGGUGGCGUUGUGACUGGUAGAUGUUAUGGGGUAGGUACCUCAUGCCAUGGCAUUGCCAAAAACCAAGCGGUUCAUCGGCUGUGUAUCGCCAAGCAUAGCAUCUGUUCGUGA
Priapulus caudatus is the source of this 584-nucleotide messenger RNA. RefSeq names its product GPI transamidase component PIG-S-like. Gene Ontology annotation, cellular component: GPI-anchor transamidase complex. The annotation marks the transcript as partial. The transcript is spliced from 3 exons. The record is from RefSeq and is a predicted model, not a curated record. Lineage: Eukaryota; Metazoa; Priapulida; Priapulimorpha; Priapulimorphida; Priapulidae. Gene Ontology annotation, biological process: attachment of GPI anchor to protein.